Moesziomyces antarcticus is the source of this 2229-nucleotide messenger RNA. Its product is annotated as sterol o-acyltransferase. Lineage: Eukaryota; Fungi; Basidiomycota; Ustilaginomycetes; Ustilaginales; Ustilaginaceae. The record is from RefSeq and is a predicted model, not a curated record. Gene Ontology annotation, biological process: ergosterol metabolic process. Bases 1 to 2229 code for a protein of 742 amino acids. Gene Ontology annotation, molecular function: ergosterol O-acyltransferase activity. Gene Ontology annotation, cellular component: endoplasmic reticulum membrane. The transcript has a single exon.
AUGGCCACCAACGAGACAUCCUCCGGCGCUCGUGCGCUACCUGUCGAGGAGGACUUUGUCGCCAAACACCCCAAGAUUGCCCAACUCAUGACAGACACCCCGGAAGACGCCAUCUCGUCCGCAGUUAGCACGCCCGCAUCCGAAAUGGUGCCGUCGUCCGAGCUGCCGUCGACACCGACCAACGGUAGAGCUACACCGUCCGACUCGGAACCAGAGCCGUCCGUCGCCACCUCGACGCUCACCACCACCAUCUCCAAUUCGCACGGCACCGGAUCCUCCACGUUCGAGUUCAAGCACAUCGGCGCCAAGGCGCUCUCGCCUCGAGUCGGCAAGGAUGGCGCCAUCCACCUCAAGCCCGUCGCCGCCUCGACACGCUCGCGCAAAAAGAUGCGAGCCGUCGUCAGCUUCAAGCCGCGCAACAGUCACUUUGACCGCUUCAACGAGACCUCCUCGCGCGACCAGUUCCGCGGCUUCUUCACCCUCUUCUGGGUCUGCCUCGCCCUCUUUGUGCUCAACACCUCCUACACCUCCUUCGCCUCCACCGGCCAAGUGCUCAGCCUCACCUUUGCCACGCUCUUCAGCAGGGAUGCAUGGAUCCUCGCCAUCUCGGACGGCGUGCUCAUCGCCUCGCUCUUCAUCUGCGUGCCCUUCGCCAAGGUUUGUCGCCGCGGCUGGGUCCGCUACUGGCCCACCGCGGUCACCUUCCAGCACCUGUGGCAGGCAACGCUGCUCGGCCUCGUCAUCAAGUGGGCGCGCUAUCGCGAGUGGCCGUGGGUGCAGAGCGGCUUCUUCGUGCUGCACACGCUCGCCAUGAUGAUGAAGAUCCACUCCUACAUGAACGUCAACGGCAACAUGGCCGACACCUACCACCGCAUGCGCCGCAUCGAAGGCAUGCUCGAGGAGCGCGUCGCCGAGGUCGAGGGUGCCGAGGCCGGUCGAGGCGACGAACAACUGCAUGCCGCGUGGGGUAAAGCCGUCCGUCUCGCUCGCAACGCCGCAGGCUUUGGUGACAAGGACGCCGACAAGGCCACCGCGCACUCUCUUGCAGAAUGGUCGGCGCUCCACAAGCAGCGAGGCAGCAGCUCGAGCCGGCUGCACCUGGGACAAGCACUCAAUGCCGCACCCCAGGGCGAGGAGCCAUCUCCCAAACUCACCGUCAAGGACGAAUCCAGCCAAGCUCGCGACCAAGCCGACUCUCUGCCAGAUCCGCCAGGCCGCAAAGACAAGCAAUUAAGCCGGGAAGAGCACAUUCAGCUGCACAAGAACAUGACCGACAAGACCAACGCCGAGCGCAAGGCUGGCACCGACAAGGACAACGAAGCCAAAGCCGACUCGUCGCUCAACCGACGCCGAUCCACGAGUCGAGCCGCUUCGGGCGCCGAGCCGCAUCAGAUUCGUGAUCCGCAUCCGCUCUCUUCGCACCCGGACGGGCUCAUCUCGGAUCUGGCGCGCGAGAUCGAGGUGCUGCGCGAGGAUCUGCUGUCGUCCCGACCGUCGUCCGAGCCGUCGCCCGAGUUGAUCCGACAGGAUCCCGUCAUGUGGCCUGCCAACUUGACGUACGCCAACUUCUGGGACUACUUGCUGGUGCCUACGCUCGUCUACGAGCUCUCCUACCCGCGACUCAAGACGAUCCGUCCGCUCUACGUGCUCGAGAAGACGCUGGCGACGUUUGGCACGUUCCUGGUGAUCUACGUGAUCACCGAGCACUGGAUCAUGCCGUUCACCCCCACGCCCGAGACGCCGUUUCUGCGCACGUUCCUGCAGCUGGCGGUGCCAAUGAUGAUCAACUACCUGCUCAUCUUCUACAUCAUGUUCGAGUGCAUCUGCAACGCGUUUGCCGAGCUCACGCGCUUUGCCGAUCGCGAGUUCUACCUGGACUGGUGGAACGCCACCAGCAUGGACGUCUUCAGCCGCAAGUGGAACAAGCCCGUGCACAGCUUCCUGCUGCGCCACGUGUAUGCCAGCACCAUCGCCGCGUGGGGUCUCAGCAAGAGCAUGGCCAUGUUCUUGACGUUCCUGCUCAGCUCGCUCGUGCACGAGCUCGUCAUGGCCAUCGUCAGCGGCAAGAUCCGCUUCUAUCUGUUUGCGGCGCAGAUGGUGCAGCUGCCGCUCAUCAUCAUCAGCCAGAUCCCUUUCAUCAAGCGCAACGAAACGCUCGGCAACAUGAUCUUCUGGAUCGGCCUUAUGGCGGGCUUCCCGCUGCUCAACAUUGGCUACCUCGUCUACUGA